Messenger RNA from Electrophorus electricus (electric eel), 6823 nucleotides. The record is from RefSeq and is a predicted model, not a curated record. Lineage: Eukaryota; Metazoa; Chordata; Actinopteri; Gymnotiformes; Gymnotidae.
UAAGAAGAUUGCAGGCCAUAAUCUAUGCACCACGUGGAUCUUGCGUGUAACUGCUGUAAUCCCUCGGCCUUGCAGAGGAUUUUUCUGCCAUUAACUGAUGGCUUUUGGAAAGGGAGCACAGCUGUUAGAGAGGGCACGCGCACAUACCCAAUCUCAAGCAUAGGAGCUUUAAAUCCAUUUGGAUGCUCAUGUCACGGUACUGAUGGUGUGAUAUGACUCAUGGAUAUGGUUUUACAAAUAUUCACUUUGGGUGGAUGUGUGUUCAUAAGAAGGUAAGUAAUGGGCUUGUGAGGACAAGAAUUCUGUGCUAUAUUUUAGAAGCUUUUUUUAAGCAUGGAUUUUUAUGCAUCCGUAAGGUCUGCGUGUAGGAAACAGUGGUCAGAUUUAUUUCUGUCAUUUUAGAAACACCAAAAAUAUAAAACCAUAUUCUAUAUUAAUACGUCCGCACGAUUCCUUUUGUGCUAAUAACAGAUGGAAUGAAAAUCAAACUCAUUCUGCUUUUCAGAUAUUUAACCCUGACAAGCCGCGAGUGAAAAGGAUCAGUCAUGUUUUUCAUUCUUAUAGCUGGUAAGAACAGUCAAUCUUUGAAUACACCAAUUGAAAACCCCAAAAUUCUUUGGUGAAAAUGAAAGCAAUGGGACUGGCAGCACAAGAGAAUGAAUGCUAGCUCUUCUGACUCAGUGUUAUACUUUAACAAUGUAACACAUUAGUGUAUAGAAACUGAUGUGCAGUUUUGUGCUAUACGGAAGGCCCACAGAUUGUACUUGUGUAAACUUGAAUCUGCCCUUUCAUUCAGAACUCAGAGAACAAGCUGACAUUCUCUUCAUGUGACUUACAUUACAUGACUCUUCCUGCUCAUGUUCACCCUCUUUUAAUCUCGUCAUGGAUGUUGAGGAGGAAACAAAACUCAUUUAAAAAGUUUAAAUGUUUUUGCCACAUGACUAGAUAUUUGAGGUCUGAAUAAUUAUGAUAAUUGAUUCUUACUUGGAACUUACCUUCAAUAAUGCAAAACAUGGAGUGUAACUGUUAGUCAAUUGUCAUUGUAGUAAUUAGAAAUGGUUACCACAGACUUCUAUUUUAUGCAGUUUUUGUCUGUUUGAGUUCUGUAAUUCAUUUUCUGAGCCUGCCUAUCACUUACCAAACUAUAAUGGAAAGUAUAUGACAAAGGCAAUUGAUUUUUAAAACAUCCGCUAGCAAGUUCACAAAAUAUAAUGAAGUUGAUGAGCAGCAGAUCUUUUAAUUAACAAUUCAAAUUUCACCAAUUCCCUCAAACAAAAAGCUAAGCAAACAUCGAUAAUUUCUCUUCAUCUGAAAGGUCGUAGCACUUGGCACCUUAGAAAACUUCUCUCUCCCCCCAGUGUGCUCCCUGGCUGUGCCGCAGGGGAUGACCCUGUGGGCAUGCACCCGCUCCUGCCCCCCCAGGUGCAUGUGCACUCCGGAGAAGAGCUGCACCGUGUUAUGUGACCGUGCCAACAUGGCGCAGCUGCCCAAAGAGUUUCCCUGUGAGGCUUCCUCCAUAAACCUGGAGAAGAAUAAGCUCAGGUUUUUGGCUGAGCGAGCUUUUGGCACCCUGCCCUCACUCAGGUCACUUUCCCUGAACCACAACAACAUCUCCUUCAUCACACCAGGAGCUUUUAAAGGCCUACCGAACCUUGUGGAGCUCAAGAUGGCCCACAAUGAGUACAUCCGCUAUCUCCACACGCGGACCUUCACCUCGCUCAAGCGUCUCGUGCGCCUGGACCUUUCCGAGUGCAACCUCUUCAGUAUGCCGGAGCGCAUCUUCGCGGAGCAGACCUCAAUGAGGGAGCUGCUCUGCUUCCACAACUAUUUCAGGCGUGUUCCGGUUGCCAUACGGGGAAUGGAGAACCUGACGCAUGUUUACCUGGAGCGGAACAAGAUUGAAGCGGUCGCCUACAAUUCUCUUGUGGGCCUAAGCAGCGUCAGGUAUCUCAACCUACAGGAGAAUCGGAUCAGUGUCAUCCAUGAUGAGGCUUUUAAGGACCUGUGUCAUCUGGAGAACUUUUACCUGAAUGACAAUCUGUUGGUUUACUUGCCACCAAGAUCUUUUAAGGGCCUCAGUCAUCUCAAGAUGUUGAAUCUGGGUGGAAACCUUCUCACCAAUAUCUCCAGAAGCUGGUUCAGUGACAUGGCAGAGCUGGAGGUGCUCUACUUGGACCGGAACAGCCUGGCCUUCAUCGAGGAUGGCGCCUUCGAGAACCUGACCAGUCUCGUGACGCUACACCUCAACAGCAACAACUUGACUACUCUGCCUUUCACCAUCUUCCAGCCCAUCUACUUCAUUGGACAUCUCUAUUUGUUCCGCAACCCCUGGGAGUGCGACUGUGAGCUGGAGUGGCUCAAGGAGUGGAUGGAGAAUUACCAGCUGGUGAGGGACAUCCCAUGUGCCUCGCCUGCUUCGGUGGCCAGCCUAGACCUAAGCAAAGUGGUUUACACUCGCCUAAAUGGCACCUGCGUGGACCCGGCCGAGCUCAACCUGACCACAGUCCUUCCAGACUACCGCACCACGGAGAACAGGUUCAACUUCCUGAUCUCCAAGCUGCUGCAGCAGGAGCUGAGGGAGGAGAUGGGGAACUCUACAGAAGGGCCAAGGAAUGGCACACGGCUGGGUACGGAAGAGUACGACGUCUCCGCAGCCCUCAGGCCGUCCAUCACCUUCCUGACACUGCUGCUGACGUGCCUGUUCUACUUCCAAUCCAGACAGGCUCUCUAUUAAACCUUGAUGCCCCAUGAAAGCUUGGUGCACUAAGAGAGACUAGAGGGGUGGACUACAUGCCUCGUCAAACGAGAGAGACCAGAGAGGUGGACUACAUGCCUCGUCAAACGAGAGAGACCAGAGAGGUGGACUACAUGCCUCGUCAAACGAGAGAGACCAGAGAGGUGGACUACAUGCCUCGUCAAACGAGAGAGACCAGAGAGGUGGACUACAUGCCUCGUCAAACGGAGGACGUCAGCAGCUGCAGAACUGAAUUAUUAUGAUACUGUUAAAGAAACUAGUUCACCAUAUAUUGAAUGUAUUGAUUUUUUUUUUACAAGCUAUGAAUAACGUUAUACUAUGGAAAAUAAAAAAAAACCAAGGGAUAAUUACUGUAAUCCCAAAACAUCUGGGCAGCAAAAAACUUAUUUCUUUUGAUGAAUAAUCCAGUGAUUAUUGAAGUGACUAAUCAAAUAUUUGCAUCGUAGCUUGCACAAUUUCUCAAUGGACCUUAUUUAGCCAUCAGCUUUUAAACAUAUCUUGAAGUUUAACAACAGCUAACGAUAAAGGCAAAGGAGAUUAAUAUUUAAUUCAAGUAUAAGUCUUUGUAAAUUUCCUGCUGGUACAAAAGAUUAAAAAAUUACAAUAUAUCCAUUUAUCCAAUAUAUCCAAUAUCCACUCUUUUCUGUCAAAAUUUACCACCAAGGAUAUGCAAAGUAGAAACAAUAAAAACAACACUAGCAUUUCUCCGUCAGUCUAAUAAAUCAACCCGUCUAGCGAGGACAGAAACACGCAUUCUGUGCUGCAGGCGCAGCUCCUCCUGCACUUCAUGGAAAAAGCCAAGUCAGGCAAGAGAGUAACUCUUAAAUUUCUCCUUUAAAUUCCAAUAUUCCAUUAGAAAUACUACAUUCAAGCCAUAUUUUUGGUUCUUGACUCCAGAGUGCUGUGAAGACAGUGAAAUGCACAAUGAAAUGUUUUUCUAAAUAAACGUAGCUCCUCUAUAAAUACGGUUUCACGAUAAACGGAGGAUUGAGGUUCACAUGAGAUCAAACAAAUCCAUAAAUCACUCACACCAUUUGAAUGCAGACCAAAUUUGGCACCUAUGCAUAAACAGUUGUAGAUUUUUUGACGAUUUAGAAAAAAGAAUGGAGCAAAGAAUGUUUUGGAUUAAACGAUGUGGAAGACCUCAUUCACACUGCUACCACGGUGGUAAAAGACCUUUUAUUACCAUUCCCGGGAAUAGGUUUUUUAAGUUACACUAUUCCCUUUCCCCAUCGAAGGCACAUACAGUUGUAUUUCAACACAUGCAGCUGAAACUGCUUGAUGCUUUGCUGUUACGUAAUUUUAUGUAACAGUAAUAUGAGCAGGUGAUGUUUUAUAAGACUCACUCCUACUGCUGCCGUGUAGCAGAUAAAGUUGUUUGCUUCUCAUAUCAUUUUUCAACUGAGUAACAGUGGAUGUGUGUAGUUGUAAUAAAUGCAUUAAUCUUCUUUUAACGCUAGAUUUAGCUGCACUCUGCUCCCCGAGCGUCUGUGUCCUAACCUAAAGGUUUUCUCGCUGCCACUGUAUGUGCCCUACAGUACCGGGCGGAUAAAUGACCCUAACAAAAGGUGACCUCAUCCUCCAAGCACAGCUACACCAAGCUCCUUCUGUCAGAAUAAUCCACCAACAUGCGCAAAAUGCAGGGUUAGUAUUGAUUUUUCUUGUGUGUAAAAGACAGAUCCAGACAUCUUGGUUUACAUAAUGUUCUAGUUUAAACAAUUAUGUCACAGAGGGUUUCAAAUGUUCAAUUGUUAUAUAUUGCCACUCCAACACUGAACCUAGCUGGGUGCAUGAGCAGCAACAACAUGAACCAGAGUUAAUCUUCUGAUCAGUGCCGUUAAUCCUGGAACACGGGCUUGAAUUAGCACACGUGUCACAAACUGGACGAGGAGGCGCUGGGAGUCACACUGCAGUGCUUUUAUACUAUGGACAGCCAUUAACUUAAUCCUUCAGGUAAUCAAUCGGCCAAACAGACCAAGGACUGUGGGUAUUCAUGCAUUUGCAGGAACUGGAUUAGCAUAGCCUAAUAUUUAGAUGUGUAUUUAUUAAUAUUUCAAUGGGGUCUACACAACGGCUCUAUGCCAAACUUCACUUUUGCUGGACAGCCAAGAGGUCUGGUUUAGCAGCAGUAUUUUGACUGACUGCCAUUGUUGAAAGGUGUAUGUCAGUGACCUCCCUGCAUCAGUGCAGAAACUAGCUGGCUAGUGAUUUACAUUUACGGCGUUUAGCAGACUAAACGGCUAGCGAUCUAUCCAAACAGCUAAGUUAGUGGUAGAAACAAAGUGGUUAGCAGUGAAGGUAGCAAUAAACACAUUAUUACACAAUAAAUCAUAUGUGAGAAGUGAUCGUUGUUCUCUUAUUAAUCAUAUAGGUGUGUAGUGACAAAUGGAUUACAUCCAAGUGUGAUCAUCACUAACGUUAGCUAGUUACUUCGUUGGAGACCGACCACCUGGUCAUCGCUAAAAUGUGAAUAAAGUUUAUUUCCACGUCGGACCGAACAAGCCUGGCUCUGACAUGCAAAUGCCCCUGAAAAGAGAGCAAAAGUCAAAUCUGCACAUCUAUUUGUGCAGUCCGAGUGCUCCACUGGCCCCUCCCCCUCUGACAGAGCCAACACUCUGUAUGGGUCUGAGCUGAAAGAGAGCUUGAACUGUCAGGAGGUAACUGUCAAAGCACUUUUACACACACAGAGACACACACACACACACACACACACACACACACACACACACACACAGACAGACAGACACACACACACGCGCGCGCGCGAGAGCGGAGCAGUUUUGCCUGGAGUGAGGAGCGGGUUUCCAUAAAGUUGGAGUGUUGUUCUUUUCUCUUGCUCCAAGAACGCUCCAGUACCACUCCAGUGCAACACGUCAACGGCCCGCUAUAAAACUGCACUGUAAGAAGAGUUCUCUAGGUAGCCUGUUUUCACAGAAACGAUGAAAUGCAAAAAUACAGCCCCUAAUGAAAACUCCCUAUGGUGAAUAUGAGCAUGGUGAUCUUAUCACGACCACAAAGGAGUCAUUGUGGAAUCUAAAAAGCCACGGAAAUCGAUAGUCUUCCCAUCUCCAUGACGUAUUAUUGUUUUUUAGUUAAAAUAAUUUUAUAUUAAAACAUUUUGCAGCCUGCUACUGGUUUGCCUUCAGUUCAAUAAGACAUGACGCCUUUCUUAAAAAAUGUGCCUCAUCUUAUCUUCUUUUGUUAAGCUAAGAACUCAGAUGUUUGAAUAAAUAUUAGAACAGAAACACAAACACCAGAACAGAGUUGGAUUGGAGGAGUGGUGUUGGAGCGGAGGGACUGCAGAGUGCUCUGAGUGAGGAGUGAGUGAGGAGCAGGAAUAAGAAAAGCUGGAGUGGAGUUGGAGCAGACUGAUUCCAGAACACUGAGUGAGGAGCAGAAUUUCCCACCACUCUACUUCGCUCUGCUCACAUACAUGUAUGGUGCAGACACAUUUACGUCUUGGUCUCCCCACAAACCAGGCACACCUGAGCACUGACACCACUUGUAGUUGCUCAGAUGGGUGAGCAGGAUGUGACCUACCACAGCUGCGGGGGAAAACCCGAGAAAAAAAGCCAACAGCAGCACAAUAUUUCCAUCCCUUGCGCUUCUGCCAACCUGUGCAGAGCAGCUAAGCGAGACAGCUGAGGCAGGCAUCACUGUCGCACACAGAGCAGCCAAGCGAGAGAGAUGAGGCAGGCAUCACUGCCGCGCACAGAGCAGACGACACUCAAGUGUUUCACCACAGAAAAGAAAAUGUAUUUAAAAAACUGUUCAUACUGCAGAACUGCUCGGCCCUCAGCAGAGGAAUUCACACAGGGCAGUCUCAAGGAGACAGUUUGUCAUACACACAGUCAUUCGGAUGCACAACCCGGGGCUUCUUUUGCAACACAGUGCGGUUUGUAAAAUGAGGGCGCGCACCUUGGUUCAAAGCAGUUACACAGAAUAAAAAUCUGGAAUUUGUUUUCUCCUUUUGAUUUAACUCAGUUAAAACAAUACUUUCUGACGACACAUUUCUGAAAUGGCAAACCCAGAAUAAAUCGAGUAUUUUUUUUUCUUCCCCCCCCCCCC